AUGGAGACACUUCCGACCGAGUUAGUUGACACUAUUGUGAGCUGGCUCGAUCUCCGGGAUGUCUGCGCGCUCCGUCUGACUGGACAGGCUGCGCUAGAACAGCUGGUUCGCUUCACCCAGCCAGGACAGGUAGGCCUCUGGCUCCAACGGCUCACGCUGUAUGACUGUAUCGAGCGCACGGAGCAGUCUGAUUCUGAUUUCGACGCAACCGAGCUACUGGCCCAAGCAUUCGCGAAUAUACGCGACCGGCCAGCAUCCCACCGGGGCAAUCAGCUGUCGCUGUCUAUCUCCCUGGAGGUCGACAACUUCUCUACUUGGGACAGGGAUGUUACAGCUCGGGUGUUCCACGCGACCAUCUCUGCCAUCGCGAGAACGGAAAUCCCAAUCCAGGAACUCGAUAUUUUUGGCGACGCUUAUUUGCAUGAUCACCAUUUCAAAAACGGCCAAUGUAGCUUAGCUUUUAGCGAUAUCGCGCUUGCUUUGUCACGCCACCGGACCCCCUUAGCAACAUCCUUGCGAAAUUGCACCAAGUUCUGCCUGAGUCUAGGCCACUCAACCCGGGGAUUCAAUUUCGAGUGCAGCGUCCGGGACUUGCGUCUACCGCUGACCGCGAACGAAGCCCGACAGAACAUUCAGUCGCUUUGUGAUCUCCUCACCAUGUGCCCUUUCCUCGAAGAACUACACCUCGUGUGGGAGGAUGACGACUUUGAAGAAACAGAUGCGUGCAGAGAAGAACGGGAAUUCUUCAACCAGAUAGGUAUUUCCUGUGCAUUUGCAGACUUGAAGCGAUAUGAACUUCAGGAUCUCGACGCGUCCGAGAACCCAAUCAUGACCUUUUUCCGCCGGUCCCCGAGGCUGCUAGAGUUGACCUUGGAUGGAUUGAUUGCACACUACUGGGAGAAUCCUAGUUUAUUACGACGAGCAACCUUCCAGAGACGCGUCCUCAAUUUCAUUUCUGGUGAUGAACCACGAGACGGGGUGGGCCCGGCCCUCGACCCAACCAUCUUCAAUGGGGCAGAGGACGACACGCGCAUCUAUAUUAUGCACCCUCGCAGGGAACUAUCACCCAAAAAUCCUUUCUUAGCAAACUACGACGGGAAAUUUGCAGAACUACGUGACUUGCCUAAUGUAAGACUUCUUCCUGGAGCACCCACGGCGGCGAGGAUGUAA
This is a messenger RNA of Aspergillus aculeatus ATCC 16872, 1170 nucleotides long. RefSeq lists its product as uncharacterized. Bases 1 to 1170 code for a protein of 389 amino acids. The record is from RefSeq and is a predicted model, not a curated record. NCBI's taxonomy places the organism in Eukaryota, Fungi, Ascomycota, Eurotiomycetes, Eurotiales, Aspergillaceae. The transcript is spliced from 3 exons.